Molecule: messenger RNA, 9239 nt
Organism: Anastrepha obliqua
Lineage: Eukaryota; Metazoa; Arthropoda; Insecta; Diptera; Tephritidae
Gene: tim
Product: protein timeless
Exons: 18
Coding region: 717-5636 (1639 amino acids)
Biological process (GO): DNA repair; replication fork arrest; DNA replication checkpoint signaling
Cellular component (GO): replication fork protection complex
Molecular function (GO): DNA binding
Source: RefSeq, a predicted model, not a curated record
AUCGCCGUGGACGGAAGUACGUGCGCGUACAAAAGUUGAAAAUAUUAAAUAUAAAUUUAUCAAAUAUUGAAAAAAAAAAAACAAGAGAAAAACAGAUUCAAUUGAAGAGAGCGGUGUAUUUUAACUGCGACCUUACUAAGCUUGAAUCGGAAGUGAAAUUAAUACUCCAGUUUCUUAAGAUAAAAAAAGAAGUUUGAUUAAUUUUGAAAUUACAUGGACAUUCGAAAACAUUACAAAUACACUUCGGAUUUAACGUUCUAUUUGAUUGCGUGUAACGAGUGAGAACAUUUCACGACUUCGUGUGCGACAGUGAAUUCAUAAUAGGAUCGUUAGCUCGUAAAUUGUUGUAAGUUUUUGACUGAAUGAACGUUUGACUUCACGUUUACGCGUGAAAAGAAGCACUUAAUAAAAAAAAAAAAAUCAAAUAGAAAUUAAAAAACAAUAGACAUUGAUUGUAGACAAAAAAUAACCUUUGGAUAACCAAAUCAACAAGUAACGAGAAGAGGAAAAUAAGACUAAUUUGAGAGCUUAUACAUAUUUACAUAAAAGAUUUUUCAUAAAUAAAGGGUCUUUAGUAGACCACCGGUUGAUUGUUUCCAUACAUUUUCAACCCACCUAAUUCAUCUAUUAAAUCGGCCAAAUGAGUGUCGAAGAGGACGACUCUGUUCUACAAACUUAAACACCCAUUUCAUUAUUAAAAUAAUACAAAUUUUGUAAUGGACUGGCUAUUGGCAACACCACAGUUACAUAGCGCCUUCUCUUCAUUGGGUUCUCUGGAAGGGGAUACCUACGUUGUUGGGCCAGAUGCGUUAUCAAUUCUAGAGGAAAUAAAUUAUAAACUUACCUAUGAAGAUCAGACGUUACGCACCUUUCGUCGCGCCAUCGGCUUCGGCCAAAAUGUGCGUUCCGAUUUGAUACCGCUGCUGGAGAAUACGAAAGAUGAUGCUGUACUCGACUCGGUCAUACGCAUCCUGGUUAAUUUGACUGUGCCUGUAGAGUGCCUCUUCUCGGUAGAUGUCAUGUAUCGCACCGAAGUCGGUCGACAUACCAUCUUCGAGUUGAACAAGUUGCUCUAUACAAGUAAAGAGGCCUUUACAGAUCCGAAGAGCACGAAAUCUGUUGUCGAAUACAUGAAAUAUUUGUUGGAGUCCGAUCCGAAAUUGUCACUUCAGAAAUGUGAUAAAAUCAACAAUUGCCUACUAUUGCUCCGCAAUGUUCUCCACAUCCCAGAGACAAAUGUGAACUUUGUAAUGCCCUCAGCACAUUCCCAGCCAGGUGGGUCACAUCCGGUGUCGAUGCAAAAUGCAAUACUUUGGAAUCUCUUCAUACAAAGUAUCGAUAAACUGUUGCUGUACCUCAUGACUUGUCCACAUCGCGCCUUUUGGGGUGUCACCAUGGUGCAGCUGAUCGCGUUGAUGUAUAAAGAUCAACACGUCAGCACGCUCCAAAAGUUAUUAAAUAUGUGGUUUGAGGCUUCGCUAUCGGAGAGUUCGGAGGAUAACGAGAGCAAUACCUCUCCACCCAAACAAGGUAGUGGCGACUCUAGUCCCAUGCUUACAUCGGAUCCCACUUCUGACUCUUCGGACAAUGGUAGUAAUGGUUGCAAGAACGAGAGUGCCGAAGAUCGUCGACAAGCCAUGCGCGAGGAGGCGACCGAAGCCACAUUGCAGGAAGUUAGCCGCAAAGGACACGAAUAUCAAAACUCAAUGAUGUGCGAUUCGCAUGUGAAGAAGGAAGUUGACGAUGUGGAAUUGGGUAGCGUUGACAAUAGGGGCGGCAAUGAACAGCCAUGUACCAUCAAAAUCGAAGCAAUGGAUGAUAUGGGAGGUGAUGACGAUAAUUGCGAUGGUAAUGGUGAUGUUGAUGUUCAUGUUGGUGGUGAUGUUGAUGGUGAUGGUGUUGCUAAUGGCGACGGUGAAGGCAGUUGCUCGGUCGACGCAGUCGGCUCAGCACAACCAUGUGAUAUGAGUGAAGAUAGCGACAACCAACAACAACAACAACCAGUUGAACCCAAUCAAACCACUACCAGCGAGUCGAACCAAACCGACGCAGAUGCGGUUAAAUUCAAAGCGCCAGCAGUUGUUACAAAAUUCAAACAAGCGUAUCCACAGCCCAAAAUCUGCCAAAAGGUGCCACAUUCGGGUCAGCUGAAUUUGAGAAAGGGAAAAAGUUGUCCGCAAAAGCGUGAGUGUCCUUCAUCGCAAUCGGAGUUGUCAGAUUGUGGCUAUGGCACACAAGUGGAGAACCAAGAGUCCAUAUCCACCUCGAGCAACGAUGACGAUGGCCCACAGGGCAAACCGCAACAUCAAAAGCCACCCUGCAACAGUAAGCAGCGCAGCAAGCAACGCAUUGUGAUGGCGAUGGUAGACAAGAAAGAGCUACGUCGCAAAAAACUGGUCAAGCGUAGCAAGAGCAGUCUUAUCAACAUGAAGGGUCUGGUACAACACACGCCAACUGAUGAAGACAUAUCUAAUUUGUUGAAGGAGUUCACAGUCGAUUUCCUACUCAAGGGUUACGGCUGUCUUGUAGGCGAAUUGCACUCACAACUGCUUACCAAUAUUAAAAUUCCCAUCGAUACGUCGCACUUCUUCUGGUUGGUCACCUAUUUCCUUAAAUUCGCCGCGCAGCUGGAGCUGGAUAUGGAGCAUAUCAGCGCAGUGCUCACCUACGAUGUCAUCAGCUAUUUGACUUAUGAAGGCGUCACGCUUUGCGAGCAACUGGAAUUGAACUCUCGCCAAGAAGGCAGUGAUUUGAAACCGUAUUUGCGGCGCAUGCAUUUGGUCGUAACGGCCAUACGAGAGUUUCUGCAGGCAAUCGAUACCUACAAGAAAGUGACGCAUUUGAGUGAAGAUGAUCGCUUGCAUUUGCGACGCUUACAAAGUCAAAUCAGUUCCACUGAGGAUUUGCGUUGCCUAUUCGUACUUCUCUUGCGACGAUUCAAUCCAAAUUUGCAUACCAAGCAGUACCUGCAGGACUUGGUUGUAACAAAUCAUUUAUUACUGCUGAUUUUGGACUUUAUUACCCAAACAGAAGGUGACACGAGUAUCAAGAUGACCGAGCAUAUAGCGCAAUUCGCUACGCUCGAAAUUAUGAACUACUAUGGCAUGCUCUUGGAGGACUUUAACAAUAACGGUGAAUUCGUUAAUGAUUGCAUCUUUACGAUGAUGCAUCAUGUUGGCGGCGAUCUGGGACAGAUCGGCACGCUCUUCCAACCGAUUAUAUUGAAAACAUUUUCACGCAUUUGGGAGACCGAUUAUGAGCUGUGCGAUGAUUGGUCCGAUUUGAUAGAGUACGUCAUACAUAAAUUCAUAAAUACACCGCAAAAAAAUUCGUUGUCCUUGCCAAAGGCUUCACUGACAGAACUAACCAAGGAACACAAUUUAGAAAAUACAGUCUGUGCUUGGACUCAGGAGGAAAUGGACACUUUAUAUUGGUAUUACGUGCAAAGCAAGAAGAGCAAUGAUGUUGUGGGCAAAAUUGUGAAAUUAUUCAGCAAUAACGGGAAUAAGCAGAAGUCGCGUAUCUCGAUUAUACAACAAUUGCUGCAACAGGACAUCAUAACCUUAGUUGAGUAUGAUGAUCUGAUGAAAUUCGAAGACGCUGAAUACCAACGCGCUUUACUCACCACACCAACUUCGACUUCUACCGAAUCGGGUAUUGAUCUAAAGAAUUCUGCAACUUCUGCUAAACCUUCUGAUGAUAUACAGAUUCUACGCGAUCUUAUAGUGAAAGAGAAUAAGGAAAAGCAUUUGGUUUGGCUACAGAAGAUUUUGCUUGAAUGCUGUUAUAUAAAGUUGAUUCUAAAGAAUUGUAUACUACGCGAAGAUCGACAGAAUCUGCAGUAUGUUAUGGAGCCAGUGGCAUAUCAUUAUAUAGUGAAAAACAAAUCAAUUCCCGUCGUGCAAUGGAACAGCGAACAGGCAACAACAAUGCUAUAUCAACCAUUUGUGUUGCUUCUGCAUAAAUUAGGAUUUCAAUUGCCUGCCGAUGCCGGUUCGAUUUUCGCACGCAUUCCCGAUUUCUGGACGGCAGAGAUGAUCUUCAGUUUGGCGCGCAAGUUGGGCCCAUUGGACAAGUUGUUGAUCAAGUUCGAUAUGAGUCAGUUUGAGGAUGUGAAUGCAAUAGAGUUGCCGCGUUGCCAUCACGUAACAGCGGCACGCGGCUCACUCUCCUCAAUGUCCAGCCUGGAAAUGGAAAUUGGUGGCGUUGAUGAGUACACAGUGUUGGGAAGUAGCUCGGAUAAUGGAAAUUGUAAUGGUCGGGCAAGCCGAAAUGGACGUUCGAGCAGUGGAAGCGGCAGUAUGUUGGCGCCAGUGCCCGAGGUGGAUGCCAAAUUGGAGAAGGCGAGCGCGAGUAACGAUAUAUUUGCCGUACCGAAAGCGAAACAAUGCAAUUCAAUCAUAAGAUUCACACCCGAGCCUGCACCAUUGCCGCCGGUGCCAAAUUGGUUGCAAUUGGUGAUGCGCAGCAAAAUGAAUACAAACGCCACAGCGGCACUGGAUACGGCACUCAAUGCGAACAACACAGCUACAACAACAACUACAAAUGAAAGUUGUAGCAUAACGACUGCAGCAGCCCUGUCAGCGCUGGUGACAACUGCCUCUGCAACAUCUACAAUAACAUCGACAUCAGCAGUUUCAACAAUGCAACAAAACAGCGUUGCAGCCAAGGCGCCAGAGCCAACGUCAACAAUACUAAUCCCCACAGACCAGUGUCCACCAACCAUCAACAACAUAAUUGGAUUGAAUAAGGAGUCGAAUAAUAACACGAAUGCCAGCAAUGAGUGCAGCAAAAACAAUAGCAACAAUAAUGUCAACAGCAGCAGCGGUGUCAGCGAUUUGAAUAGUUGCGGUAGUGGCAGCAACAUGAAUAGCACCAGCAAUAACAGCAGCAUCAACGAUGACAACAACAAAACGAAUGGUGAUAGUUGUGGUGUUGGUAUUGGUGGUGGUGGUGGCGUUUGCAACUACACCAGCAGUGACAGUAGUAGCAUCAGCAGUAAUGCAAUCGUCAAUAGUGGCACGAACAGCAGCACCGGCAACAAUAUUUGCAACAACAAUAAAUAUGAAAAUAACAGCGUAGCAACAAUACAAAGUGGCAUGCGAAUACCCGCAGCAGUCACAGCAGUCACCGCUGCAGGAACAACCUCAGCUGUGACAACAACAACAAUGGCGGCGGUUGCAAAUGCUGCUAUGGCAGCGAACGACCAUUUCCUCAUCUAUCCAAAGCAGCAACAACAGCUACUUCAGAAACAACAUCAACAACAACAGCAACACUUACAAGCACAACAUCAAUAUAAUCAACAACAGCUGCUACAGCAACAACAACAACAACAACACUUUGAGGGCGUAAUGAAGACGUUCGAACGUAGCGAACAGCCAAGUAUCGACAUGAAUUUUGCGAGCUUUAGCGGUGGCGGUGCUGUUGGCGCUGGUGGUGUCUUAGCUGCUGCCAGCGUUGCUGUGGGUGGCGGCGUGCUCAACAAUUUGGAGAGCGAAUAUAGCGCUAUGGUCGCAUCAGUGUACGAGCAUGAAACUGCCAACAGCGACUGCGCUUCGGUCGCCUCGGAUUUGACGCGCAUGUACGUCAGUGACGAAGAGGAUAAAAAUGAGUUCCCUGUCACGCAUUUCAAUUGAAGAUGACGACGCAACACUUCCACUUACAGAUGCACGCACUCAAAAUAUACAUGAAUAUAUACAUAUAUGAAUAAUUAUAAAGAAUUAAAAAAAAAGUGGAAAAUUUACAUAUCUACGUAUGUAAAUUAUAAGAAUGUAAAAAUUAGGAAAUUUCUUCUACAAAUGGCCUUUACACAGUAUAGAAUGUGAUUUUGAAAAGGGAACAAUUUUAUAUUAAUGAGUUUUGAGAAAAUGAGAAAUAUUUACAAGGCACUGAUGUUUCGACAGAUCUAUGUGCAUGUGGCUGGUAUACCAUAUAUAUAAAUUCACGCGAUGUGGCAAGAAGCCAGUAUGAAAAUGUUAAUGAAUUGUGGUCGGAAAGGUAAAAAGUAAAAUUUAUUAAAAGCAACUUUAAUUUUAGUAAAAAUAGUAAAAAAAAGUCAUCUGUACUUCCAAAGUAAUUACACUUUUUGUGUUGGAUCUGUAGGCCACUAGAUCUGCUGGUGUGUGUUGAUUGUUUCGAGUGUUGAAAGCCAGAGGAAAGUAUUGAGCACUUGUUUUAAUUUUUUUAAUAUUUUGUUGAGUUGUAAGGUCAGUUAGUUCUUGUACACCUUCAGGAUAAAAAUUUAUUUAUUUUUUUCUUGCUAAAAAGAACUCAAAUGUUCGGUACUUGCAGAAGUAAGCGCUCUGUUGUAGAUGAAAGUCAAUGAGUUAUUUAAUUAAAAUAUUAAAGCAGGGGUGACUUGGUCAUGUGAUUCGAGUAGUAGAUACUUCUGUAAUCGAAUAUAUUUUAUUGAUACAUUUUACAAUCCGUAUUCAUUCUUACAAAUCUAUUUCGUUCCCUUAAAGUUCUUAGUUCUCAGUUAUUCAACUAUAUUCCCUUAAAUAGUUUAUAGCUUAUGCAGCGAUCCUGCAUAGUCCUCGAUUGGCGAAAGUGCUUAUGAUCAAAAACAAAAAAAAAAUUCUUAAGAAAAAUUGUCUUUUAAGCAUACAAGACAAGUUUUGAGGCAAGUUUUGACCUCUGUGGUUAAGCGUUGUCAUAUUGCAAAAAUACUGUGCCACAUCCCUUGUCAUUUCACGCCCAACACAAACACUUCCUUUGUAGAUGGAAAUUCACAGUGCAGGUUUCGUUAGGCUUAAGAAGGUCAUUCAUAACACUUAGCUGAUUCCAUCUCUGGGCUUACUACACACUUUUUUACGUUGCCAAAUUUCUUUACAGCUGCGCACUUAUGUGAGAACCUUUUAUCAAAUUCGUUCGAGCAACUCCAACUGUUUUCGAACUUUUCCGGUAUUCAAUAUAAGAUAUUGAAACAGUCAAGGAUGAUAGAUUAUCAGGUUAGGCCAAUUUGCUAUGGUGAAAAACAAAAAUAGGCAAGCAACUUCGGCUGUCGCGUCACAGGGCUCGCGGUAGGCAAUUUCUGACCGCUUAUUUUACCCAAGGAUGAUAGAUUUCAAGGUUUGCUUCAUAGCUAUGGUAAAAAAAUGUUUAGGGAGAACUUUGGCUGCCGAGUCACUUGGAAUAUGUUAGCUUGUGUUAGUGAUAUUCAAAAAAAGUCAACGCAGCCAAUGUUCAUGCUAUGACAUUCAUAUAUCACUAACACAUGCUACAUUUUGUUAACCAUAUCCCAAGUGACGUCAGUCCAUCAACCGUUCACAUCUAAUUCGCUCAAGGCGAAUAACGGUCUGCUAUAUAGACUACUACUGUGGUGAAAAACGUAAUUUUGCGAGCAACUUCGGUUGCUAUGCCACAGGCUCUUCGACAGGCGAUUUCUGCCCGCUCGUUUCGAAGGUAUUCACACACUCGUCCCAUCAGCCGUUGUUCAGACAGCAACGAAGUAACAUUAGCGUAUGCAGUGUUGAUUUUUUCGUAUAUCACUAAUAAAAUCGCAGUUUUUUUCGUAAACAAAACGCUGUGAUUAGCCCGGUAACGUUAGCCUAUCAGCUGAUUUUUUCUAUUUCGCUGAAAGCCGAUUAACGGCCUGAUCUUAGCCACACCUUCUGAAUUCCUUUCACCAUGGAAAUGAUGUUUCUAGUUCGACAGUUAGCGCAUACCACGAUUCCAGGUCUUGUGGUGCAUUUACACCAUCAAAUUGCUUGUUUAUAUAUUGUCUCAAGCGCAAAUGCUAUCAGGCGCGAAUCAAAGGGAAUGAGAAUUAUUUACGUCCUCUAUAGUUAUCUUUCGGUUUAAGGUACUUUUAUAUUACAGUUAUGCUUAAAAUUUAAAAUUAUACAGUAAAAUAUAAAAUAAAGUACGAGGUCAAAGCAGAAAUGAGUUUUGCAAAUAUAUUAUAAUUAAAAUUAUUUGGUAAUUUUAUUGAUAUUAAAAAUGAAAUGUCAAUUUGAAACUCAAAACUAUUCGUUUUAACAUUAACUCAACAGUUAAUUAUAUUAUUAGUAAACUAAAUUAGACGAAUUCGUCAGAAAUACGGGUGCGUGCGGUUUUUGAGGACGUCGUAUCCAAGACGUACGGUAUUUGAGAGUUGAAUAACAAAUUUCACGAAUUCUUUACACAAUAUUAGCUUAAGUGCAACCAAAUUAUUCUAUUAAAUUAUUCAAUAAAAUUUCCAUUAGCUGCAAAAACUUGCUCGAUCCGGAUUUGAAAACGAUUGUAUGACCCAAUCAAAUGCUAUUCAUUCAUAUUGACCAUAACGGUAUUAAUGAAAGGGUCAGAGAAGAAAAUGUAUUAUAAGAACGCGUACUAGUUUCACGCUCAAGUAUGCCCCAUACUUAGAAUUGCACUGGUUUAAGGUCUGUGUAGUUAGGCGUUCAUAAGUUUGGUGUUCUCAGGCCUUUCGAGGGGUUUAAUUUUGUUUAUUUAGAAGAUAUUUUGAUCAGAUAACUCGCUGCUCUCGUGUUUGCAUUGACUUUAACUGUCUUCUGCGCUUAAUGCAGGACUUAUGCCGGAUAUCUGCAUGGACAACUCGCCGGAUAUAGACCAUCAGAAACAUUAAGAAUCCCUCACAAGUGCCCUCAUUGAUUUUGAAAGCUCCUCGUUAAUGAUCGACUGCGUGUUUCAUACUUUCUUGAGUUAGGUUGUAGUACUUCAUGACCUAUCUGGAAAGGAGCAAAGAGAAAAAUAUGCAUGCUUUCGAAUUCACCUCAAUACGCACCGUAGUAUUUUAAAUCUAUUUUUGAUAUCUUUAGACUAUUUAUACUUAUGCAGGCAUAAUCUUCAAUCAAAUUAAAAUAUGCAUGUUUGAAAUAAAUAUCAUCCAAUAUUAUGGCAGCCACCAUAGCCCAGUGUGCUGACCACCUAUGCGGCCAUUGAGCAUCAAAUAGUUUUUUUUUUUUCUUAACAGCAAUCGCCACGCGGCAGGAGAAGGCAAAUGCUCGGAUGCAUUGCUGCAUUAGAAAAAUACUUCUUCUUCUUCUUCUUCUUCUUGCUUGGCGCCAAACCGCUUAAGCGAUUGAAAAUACGCUCGCAAAAUAAUGGCAUUAGGCAACAUUAGGGCCUCCCAUUCGUAGAAAACUAAGAGGGCUCAUACUAAUAUUUUGACAAGAAGUCUGGCUUAAUCAUUUUUGAAGAAUUUAUAUACCUGUUUUUUGUUAUUAUUAUUAUUAAAAUUGUCCAUGUUAUAUAAUAACCUUAUUUAAUAUAUUAAUAAAUAUGCUUACUAUUGUUAA